AUGUCAGCUUUAUUCGACGAAAAUUCUUCAUCAUCUAGUUCCUCAGAUGAUGAAAAUAACAAGAAGGUCGAUGACAACUUCGAAAUGGACUUCAUUCCUAAAAAGAAACCUUAGGAAGCUGUAUUUGAAGAGGGAGUCAAGAACAUGAAUGACUUCUUAGAGCAAAUUAACAAAUUCGAGAAGAUCACCAAUGCCAGACUGCUUGAUCUGUGGCGAAUUAAGGACACUGCCUUUCAACCUUUGAAGGUAUCUAUAGACAUCUAAGAAUAUAUGCCUGGUCUGUUUGAUCUGCUUAAGCCAGAAUAAAAGAACGAAAUAUCUAAGGUCAUCUCAGUGUUCUCAUUCUUGCAGAUCGAGACCUUCAACUUGAAAUUUGAGAUUGAGCAGAAGUUCUUUGACCCACUUAUCUAUUUCGGGGAAAGUGGACUUGUCUUCGAAGAUGCUAGUGAGGACACUGCUGGAGACCAAGAGAUCCAAAUGUCUCGGAUGCUCGCAGUUUACAAGGAUCUCUUCGAGACCAUCAAGAGAAUCGUAGCAUUGACCAAAAAUAUACUGUAUCAGAUGAAUGGACUGUUCAAUGCAAAGUCAAAGCUCUACUCUGGAUUCUUUAAGAAACAACUCUAUGAAGAGAUUUUUAACAAUCUCGGUCAGAUUCUUACCACUUUGUACAUUGUCGAUUUGAUCAUUAUUGAAAACUCAAACUUUGAAGCAUAUUGGCAACAGUACAACAAGAUGUUCUUGAUUGCUAAAAAUGACCCUGCUAAGUACAAUAUGACAGACAGAAAAAUUAAGAAGAUCCAGAAAUUCUGUAGUAAGAUCUAUUCCAACAUCCUUUGUGGCCAGCUUUUCGUUAACUACUUAGACCAGCUUUACAAAGUCAUCUUGAAUGAGACUGGCAGAGAACUGCUUUUUAAAAACAAAGAGUUCAAUAGCAAAUUCAUUGAGUUCUUGAAGAGAAAAAUAGAUGAUAUCGGAAUGCUUCUAUCAAAUCCGGGAGAUAUGAAGUCACAUAUGGAAUACAUGAAUCUGCUGAUUAUGUACUCACUCUAUAGAAAGAUAUUUGACAAUGAGGACAAGAAAAUCUAUAAGAAGAUUUGGGCUUUGUAAAAACUCUGUCCAAUCAUAGUGCUCUACAACAAUAUUCAAGUCAAUGCCGGUAACUUCUUAGUUAAUGUUUGCCCGCUCAAGAAAAAAGCAACAUUAGAUCCAAAAGAUAUCAACUCAUUCUUAGCUGAAUAAACUAAAUCCAAAAAUGAGUAGUUCUCAACCUAAAUGAACUUAUUCUAUUUAAGGCUGGUGCCUUGGAUAGUCAAAAUGAACUCUGACUUGCUUAAAGAUAAUACUAACAUGACUAUGAAUAAAGAUUUUCUUAAGCAAAGAUCUAUCAUGAUUUUAGAUGGAAUCAAACUGGCUGUUGAGAUCAAAAGAUGUGUCAAGAAUCUCUUACUGAUGCACUAAGCCACAGGAGUUUAGCUGCAUUAAGAUAGACUUAAGGAUAUUGUCUAGGGCAUUGAAAUGCUUAAAGCCAUUGAAAUCGAGUUCAAGACAAAGAAGUACAUGAUCAAUCAAUGGGUAGUGCUGAUAAAUCGUUAUCUUUCUGAGGAAAUUAACAUGGUUUUGCAAAAGGGAAUGCAGAAUUUAUACAAGAAGAAGAAAUCCUCUUCCUUUGAAUAGAUGUUCUAUUUGAUGAAGACUAUUAUCGGCUCAUUCAAUGGAGGCUACAAUAUCCUUCGUAAAACUGUAGUUUCUCACUGCAAAAACCUAGUCAAUGAAGAGGUCUUCUCAAAGAGUGAGCACAACGAAUUGUCCAACUUUACCUGGAUGAUUGACAUUAUUACCAACUGGGAAUGGUACGUCAGAAAAUCAACCAGAUGCAGAUUCCUUUACUGGAAUAGAUCACUUUUCCCUAUAUUCUUCUAAAAGAUCGUUGCUGAUAAACACAGACUUAAUUAGCUCAACUACUUCCUCAUGUCAUUAAACGAUCCACUUGACAUGAUCAUUAACAUUAAGCAUCUUGACACUUCCUAAAGAGCCAUAGACAACUACAAAAAGGAAAUUUAUCAGGCUUUCACUUCUAAUAUUGUUACUCCUAUUUGCAGGAAGAUUGAAGAGGAGUUACGUUUACAGAUCCAUUAGGUCAUCAUCAGCAACUUGAAACAAAGAAAUCCACAGAGAGAACGCAUUUAAGACUGGGCUAUGUACACAAGAAUGAGUGAUCUGUACUUGUUUGAAAAGAAAGUGAGCAUCAAGGAGGAAGUCAGACACUAUCUAAGCAAAAUAUUCUAUGAAAUGACUGCACUCUCACCACAUGACUGGAAGACUUAUCAGCACAUGCGUAUCCUUGCCAAGGAAAAGUUUGACAUUGACGUGCUUCCCUCUCAUUUACCCUCGCAGACUUUAGAAUAGGGCGUGGAUAUAUUGUAUUUACUCAGAAAUCUGAACAGCUAUGUCUCAAAGUAUAACUAUAACCUGCACACUCAGGUAUUUAUUGAGACCACCAAAGACACAAAACAGAUUAAAACUAUUUCAGUGAAUCAAAUGCUAUUUUCAAUCAAGACUCAUGGAGUGGGUAUUCUGGACUCAGCAGUGAACACUUUCUAUAAGUUCUUGAUUAAGAAAUUCAGCGUGUUUAGUGAGUUCUUAUACGAUGAUUUCAUUCAUAAUCCAUUAUUGCAAGAGUAGAGGUUCUUCAACACUAAUAAGGAGAAAUUAAAUGGCCAGUAUCCCUAUGAAAGAUCAGAAAAAGUUGCCAAAGCAAUUAAGAAAUUAGGAACACUUAAGGGUGGCAUGACAUUCUUAGACAAAUUUAGACAGCUUAUCACUCAGUUUGGUAAUGCUCUUGGUUUCGUAAGAAUGAUCAGAAAUGCUUCUCUCAAGGAUAAUUCUAACCUUAUCAAAUAUAUCCCUAAGAUUUUAGACGAAGUUAAGUUUGAAGAUGUGGCAACUGAACUUGGCAUUAAAUUGGAAAGCAUGGAGGCAUGCAAAAUGUUUGACAUGUCAAUCAGACUAUUGUAGAACUAGGCUGGAGAUGCAACUGAUUUCCUUAGAAGAAUAGGCAAAAACUUUGAGGGUGUGUUUGACGACGCUGAAUGCGCACAUCUCAAACUAUUCUAUAUCAUUAUACCCCCACUUACUCUAAACUACAUAGAGUAUAUCAAAAAGGGUAAAGAAAAGAUAUUUAAAAAGAACAAUAAGGAUGCUUUUAUUUCAGAGGAUGGAUUCCCAUUAGGUUUGGCUUAUUUGUUGAAGAUUUUGGAUUAGAUUGAGGCUUUUGAAGGUUUGAAUUGGUUCGAACACAUGAAGCAGAAGUUCAAGAGAGACCAAAAGGGUAUUCAAUAGAGAAUUGAGAGACUUGGUGGGGCUAUUUAGAAUUUGAAUGAAGAUGAGUAACUUGAAGAUCAAAUGUCAAUCAAGAGACUCUAGGAUUUAGACAAGGAAUUCGAGCUUUUGAACUAUUGCUUCUCAGCUUCCCUCAUCCUUUUCAAGGAAAUUUGA
Stylonychia lemnae is the source of this 3495-nucleotide messenger RNA. The record is from the annotation of a GenBank genome assembly. Lineage: Eukaryota; Ciliophora; Spirotrichea; Sporadotrichida; Oxytrichidae.